AUGGAUCGAUUUGUUCGCAAAAUAAAUACCAGCCCUAAGUCUAAACGGAAGACACUCGUACAAUCUGAAGACAACUUUGGCGUCCCAUUAAAAGUCCUGCUUGAUAGAGAUUCUACAAAACCAGUGCCUCGAAUUGUAAAAAAUAUUUGUGAUUAUUUGCUUCAAUAUGGGCUCAAUUCACAAGGAAUUUUCCGUAUCAAUGGGAGUGCUAAGUUAAUUGACGGGUUCAAAACUACAUUUCAGAUAUCGGCAGCCGACGAUCUAUAUUCUUUGAGAAAUGUUGAUAUUUACGCUUUAGCGGGUGUUUUAAAGCUAUUUCUUCGCGAACUACCUGAUGGACUUGUUCCAGAAAAACUUGGACUUAAAUGUAUAAAGGUUGCGAAAGAAUAUUCAAGUGACUUGAAUGCGUACAUACUUAAACUACAAACUGCAUUAUUUACACUGCCGCAUGAAAACUAUGAACUCUUAAAAUAUUUGUGUAAGUUUUUGAACAAGAUUGCGGAAAACGAACCCGUCAAUAAAAUGUCGCGCAAUAGUUUAGGAAUUAUUUUUGGUCCUUGUGUGUUUCGUUGCAGUUUGGACUUACAGGUUCUAAAGAAUCAGGGCUUGACAAAUUACAUAAUGACUUCACUAAUCCAAUACCAUGAUGCUAUAUUUGUUCAUCACCCUAAAACGGACUUUUUCGUAUUGGACCAUCUGUUCAAACUACCGGAAAUUGUCUCUAACUCAGCUUUACCGACCCUUGAAGAUCGUGUUCAGCCAUCAAGUGAAAUAUCAACGAGUUCCAGUCAAAGUAAUAGUCCAGGAAUUAUUAACAGCCUACAGGAAGACACAUUCUCAAAUUUUGUGGAAGCUCUGCCCCUGGCUCCUAGAAAUACACCUAAACCUGAAUCAGAUAACCAUGUGUGGAUGUCACAUCACUGUUCUUCUAGUGAGCCGAAGAUACCUCGAGCAAAUCCUUGUCAUAGUAUACCAGAUUUAAUGUGUGGUUUUACAGUUGACAAUAAUCUCUCUAGUGACAGUUCUCCAUUUCACAGCAUUGUGUCAUCUCACCAAUACAAAGAAUUCCUUAUAAGUCCAUCAACUUCACCUACACCCAGCCCAAUCACUUUCGAAGUUUCUAGUACCCCAACCUUUGUGAGUAGAAGCAAUUCAGUUUCCUAUAAUGAAAAAGAAAAUGCUGAAGAAGUUCCAGACUCAGGUGCAGAAGUGCCUUACACAAAGACAUCGGAACAACUGGCCUUGGAUAUCACAAAUAUUAUUUCGUCCAUGGCUACAUCCCGUUCUUUAGAGGCACUGAGCUUCGAAACACAACUUGAUGAUUGUUUUACUAAUUCAACUCAGAUAUCAAAUUGUAAUAAGAAGCUCAACCUUGUUGAAGAGAACCCAAGAGAAAAGUUACGUAUUUCUGGCAUGUUAUCAAGAUCGUCAAACAAAGUUUCAACAGGUGAUAGUUUGUUCAACAAAGUGAUUCGUUUUACUCACGUCACUGAUGAUCCCAAUAAAAUUAAAAGAACUUUCAGCCAUCGUAAACAUACAAUCAAAGAAUCAAGUGUCCAUCCAAUCAGUACUUGGAAUUCCAUGCCUUCUGUGAAAAAUAAAACGAUAAAAACUCCGCCUAAGUUUAUGGAUUCUUGUGUGGCAGUUUAUAGUCAAGAUCUUUGUAGUCAGUCCCCACAACAUAAUGACGUUAUAUCAAAUACUUUGAAAUAUAAUGGAUAUCGCUUUCCGAAUACUAACAAUACUUACCGACCUAUAAAUUUGCAAAAGGAUGAUUUUAAUGCAGCUAGAGUACAAGAUACAGCAAAUUCAACACGUUCGUCUACUUUUAUGCCAGUUAGCACAAAUCAUUUUUACAUGGAAAUGCCGGCUGCUAACAGUGAGUUUUCCAAUUCGGUUGGUAGUACUCAAUCAUCUCCAAUUGUAGAGAAUAUUUUGACUCAGGCGAUAAACCAAUGUUCUGAUACUCAUGUUUUUUCCCUCUCUGUGAAGCAGGGAUUAGAUUGUCCCAGCCACUCCAGCAGCUUUCCUUAUUCAAUAAAUGAAAUGGAUCUUACAGCUUCUGCGAAAAAAAAUCCGGUCUCAAGUUUUGUUAAGCCGAUAUCAACUUUAUUGUAUCAAUCAGAAAUACCAGUUUGUGUAUUUGAUCGUUCUCAUCCUAACCAUAAUCAUGUAGAUGGUUCUAAUAGUGAAAUUGGAAAUGAGCAAAAUAAGUCUAUCGAAUUAGCAACCCUUCAAUAUGAUACUACCCAUCAAACAAAGGAAUACAAUCAUAGUACACCAACUAGUCCGAUAUUAUCUAGUCAUACCGCUUCAAUUACUCUGAGAUCAAAGUCAAAUUCUGUUGGUGCAGUAACCGUUAAACCAAUUCAUUCCUUUAUUCAUAAACCUAAAGAUCGUGGAUCAUGCCCUCCUAAUUUAUUGCCCCUUUCUUCGAAAGCAAACAAUGAACACUUAAACGAAUCUGCUCCAAACUUCGGGAGGCUUUCUUCUCCUGAAAGGAAUCAAAUGAUUACAAAGCAGAGGAUAAAACCACAGUGUUCAAUUUUUGAUCAAUCCCCAAUAUCAAAUAAAAAUGGGGAAAAUACCAGAUCCCAUGGAGCUCAGUUAAAUAAAUCAGAUCAUUUUUUAAGAUCAGCAAAAUAUUCUAGUUACAUCUCUGAUAGUAUACAAAAUUUCAAAAAGACCUUGGAUACAAUAGGAUUAAAAAGUUUGUUAAAUUUAUCAAAUAGAAUUUACAGCGAACCGGAUUUAUUGUAUUUCAAAAACCAGUUGUCACGAAGGACAAACCUGAAAUACAGAUCGUUACAGCAUUUAACCACGGAUGAAUUAUCAAGCAUAAAAACAUCACCCACAUUCAAAUUGAUUGAUAAAGAAAAUUUAACUACUAUUCCAGUUAAAAUAUCGAAAAAUUUAUUAUUUUCUAAUAAAGAUGAACCAAAUAUUAACUUGAUUUCACCUUCAGUUAUUUCAGUUAUUAGGCGAGUAAAUUCAUUUUCAUCAAACAGUCACACAUCUUCAGGAAAAUGUCAUUCUUUCUUAAGAAAAUAUUCAUCACCUUUGUUGAAAGAUUUAAGAGAUUUUUAUGAAAAUUCUGAAAAUCAUAAUGUUGGCGAUAAAGAUGAUAAUGCUGAUGAUGUAUCAUUAGAGCAAUCAAAUUCAUCAUUGAUAUCGAUUGAGUCAUUCUAUGAACUUUUAUGCGCUGCAUUAUCUAAACAACGUGAAUAUUGUAAUCGUCCUGAACGACUGAGUGAAAUGAACUGGGACCAAAUUGAACGAGAGAAAUAUGAUAUUCAAAAAAGUCUCUUAUAUUUUGAAGGUCUUUAUGGACGACCGAAAUCUCCUAGAUCGAAACGAAUCAUGAAACCUAUAUAUGAGCGUUAUCGUCAGGUUAAACGUCUUAUUUCUUCUCGAAAUGGUGUCUGUAGUGAAUUCCCAUUUGGAAUGAAUUUGUCUCGUUUAAAAGUGCCCAAUAACGAUUCCAUAGUUGAUGUUAAUGAACAAUCUACAGAUAAACAACCAAAUGUAACGGUUUCAAAUAAUUUGAUGGAAUUUCUAAACACUCCAACAAUCACAUCUCCGACCUUUUUACAAGAUAAUAUUCAUAAUAUAGGUUAUGAUUCUGAUUCAAGUACAUUUGAAAGUGUGUAUAAGAAUAAAGAAUCUAGCUUCCCAGUUAAAGUUAAGCAAAGAAAUUGUAAUUUACAAUCAACAGAAAAUCAUAAUCUUGUAACAAUUGAAAACAAUCAAAAUUCAAGUUUUCCAUUUAAUUCCAACCAUAGAAAAUCACUUAUGAGACCGGAUGACCACAACAUUCAACUGUAUCGUAAACAACUAUGCUCCUUAUCUCCUAUGGAAUUGUAUAAUGAAAAGAAAAAUGUCCUAUUAAAGAAGCAUAUUGUUCAAACUGAAUUAGUCGAAUAUGAGAAUAGUAUCAAACGUGUAUUAGACUGAAAAAGAAAAUAAGGAUGAAAGUUUGAACAAAUGUCGAUACUUGGUAAUAAUUAUCUAACCACUAAUAGCUAGCUUUCGGAUGGAUGUUUCUUAGUCCCAAUAGAAAGCUGUCUUCCAAGGAAUCAUAUAAGUAGGGGGAGUAAGUCAACAAGUACGAAAUUAUGUCAUCUGUUUGUAUUGUCUGUUUUGUAAUACUUUGGUAACAAUAGUAGUAAUGAUAACAAUGGUAAUAAUAAUAGUAACAUCUUGGCAAUUUGAACUUUCAGCUAUCAGUUAUGGGCUCAUAUUUUCAAACCGCUUAUUUAUUUCUAUUUAGCUAGGGUGUCUAGGUACUAUCCAAAUAGCUAAUUUCACUGCAGAAUAUAUUGUUAAUUCUCUCAGAUUUUUUUUGUUUAAUUUCCUAGAUUUAUUUUGGAUAUUACUAAAUAAACGCAGUGGUACCUAAAACAAUAAACGUUUAUCAUUAUUAGAAACGUAAUUCAUAAUAUCUAAUGGGAAAAACAGUAAAGGUAUUACGUAAAUCGGCGAUCAUUUAAACUACUACUAAAGGUCUAAAACUCAGAUCAUUAAUGUUGAGGUAGUAAAAUUCUCAGUUAAACCAUUGAGUUGACACAAACAUUGAGUAUCAGCUUUCCAAUGCAAUUGUUAGCCUUCGUCUGGCUUCUUGAUUUGCAUUGCCUAUAUCAUUUUUUGUGAUAUUAAUAUUCCUGUUUUAAAAUGAAAAUUAGAGAGUUGUAGGACUUUUCAUGUAAGCAAUAUUUAUCACUUGAUGUAUCUACUAUCAGUUUGUUUUCUAUGGAUUUCCUACAAAAGUACGCGUAUAUCCUUAGUGUGUUAUUAUUAUUCGUUAAUUGUUUAGAUCUAUAAAAUAUAUCUCUCAUUAAAUUUUGUUUUGUAUCUAACAAUCUAAUGAAUGAUGGUCUAUAAUAAGUAAUUAAUUAAUUAAUAUUUGUACAGGAAAUGAAAAAUGUGUGUUUAUAAAGGUGAGCAUAGAUGGAUACAAAUAACAUGUUGAUAAAUACACAAUAUUAUAAGGGAAAGUAAUUAAAAGAAACGAAGAAAGAUAGGAAAGAAAAAAGUGAUUUAUUAUGCAUAAAGAAUUAUAUUUGUCAUGAUACUACCUACCGAUAGUGAAAAUAGUCACAUCAAUAAUAAUAAACGUAAUGCUUAAAGUCAAUUGAGCGAAAAUGUUCUAUUCUUUUUAGUUUGAUAUCUUAUCCAAACUCUCUUCUAUUAUUAUUAUUAUUAUUAUUAUUAUUAUUAUUAUUAUUAUGAGCGUGACAUAUUGUUUAUAAAACAGGAUGAUUUCUAAUUGUUAUUGCUGACUGAUGAUAACAUUUUGUAUGUUUAUUUGUAUAUGAAGGUAAACUAAAAAUUAUCAUGUAUUUUUGUAGCUUUGAACAAAUAGUUGACAGGCAAUAAAAUGGGAUAUGCUUUGAGAGUAUAAUUCUAUCAAGACAGUAGCACCAAUGUAUAUUUAGUUAGUGAGUAUUUAGUUUGUUCAUAGUAAUACCUGAAUAAUGUUUAGUGAUUCAGAUAAGUUGGUCUAUACCCAUGUUUUUUCUAGAUUCUCCUUUCUAUAUUCUUGUCUAUCUGUUUUUCUGGGAGAUGUUUUUCUGUCGUAUUUCAAUAUUUUUAUCGUCUUCCCCUUUAAUUUAUUUCUUUUUAACUCUUCAUUAAUAAUUUUGUAUUUAAUAAAUAACCAAAAGUUUCAAACUAAUUUACUACUGUUACUAAUAUUCCAUAUUUCAUGAUGUUUUAAUUGAUAAAAUACUGAUAAUUAUUACUGUUUUGUAAACAAGUUUACUCUUUUGUUUUGUUGGCAAAAUCCAUGUAUAACUAGAUGUUCAUUUUCCCUACUUAUUUAUGUACAUUCAAUUCUUAUUUCAUUAUAAUUCUAUUUCUACACUUAUUAUACCC
Schistosoma bovis is the source of this 5874-nucleotide messenger RNA. NCBI's taxonomy places the organism in Eukaryota, Metazoa, Platyhelminthes, Trematoda, Strigeidida, Schistosomatidae. The record is from the annotation of a GenBank genome assembly.